Molecule: messenger RNA, 3313 nt
Organism: Betta splendens (Siamese fighting fish)
Lineage: Eukaryota; Metazoa; Chordata; Actinopteri; Anabantiformes; Osphronemidae
Gene: mpped2a
Product: metallophosphoesterase domain containing 2a
Exons: 7
Coding region: 1087-1956 (289 amino acids)
Molecular function (GO): hydrolase activity
Source: RefSeq, a predicted model, not a curated record
CGUGCAUCCCCGUUACACGAAAAAGAGCAGCGGCGGCGGCAGCUGAGCGCGAGGCUACAGCGUGCAUAAUAAAAAGCCACUGCCGGGGACGCUUUAGCAGGCUAAGCUACGCAGCUAGUUGCUGCUACUGUAGCCAUAAGGCAGACAGGCGAGUUCCAGCAGCCGACGCACACGCGCGCGCGCGCCGACUCCCGCACACGGCGGCGGGACUGAGGCACGCGCGCGGGUCCGUGCGUGGAUUCUCGGCCUGCGUUCGCCAGAAAGAGCACGUCUCCCCGCCGGCGGCCGCGGCGGCGCAGGGUCGGGGUGCUGCUCUGCGGGGAAUGGUGGCCGUGACCGAGUGACGGGGCAGCUUUUGAUUGAAGGGGAAUUAUUCCAAAUAAGAACUUGCGUGUGUUUAUUGUGCAGCCCGUGGCAAAACGCUGUGUGUGUUGAAAUAGUGUAAUUUAAACUUUGCAGCGCAGAUGAAUGAACGGUCGGCGUGGCUGUUGCAGCUCCGUUCAAGUUGUGUUUUUAUUAGCAGGAAUUUAGAUUAGCCUCCGCUUUCGAGGCUGGCAUUAAUCUUUUAGACUCUAAUUCUUCGCACACAUCACAUGAAGUCGCUUCCUGCUGACCCAGAAAACACAAGUCAAUGUGUUUUUUUAACACUGCACAGCGUUUGGUUUAAAUCGCAAACUGUUUGCUUUAAGUUUCUUUUACUCAACGCCGUAACACAACAUUGAAGCAUCUGAUGAACUUUGGAGCUGCUGAUUUGCUUCCAAAGCAGAUGACACACUUGUACUGAGGGACUUUUUCCCCUCCUCUCUGCUUCUUCCUGUGCUCGUGGCUGCAUCAGUAGGUCUGGUAUAUAAAGCCUGUCAGACCCACAGUGGCCACUUUACUAUCAGUCAGGGAGGUCAGACAGGAAGGAAGCUCAGGGUGAGGGGACACGCAGCCGGUUGCAGUGCGUCGUGGUCGGGUCCGUGGGCCUUGUCGCCGCCGCUCCCGCUGGGGGACUUCCUGGGCUUCUCCUGAAGGAUGACCGCCGCACGGCUCAACACUCAAUCCCGGUGAACGAACGGCGUCUCAUGUCCAAACGGUGGAAGGAUGGCUCAUGGCAAAGUGACCAUCACGGUGGACGAGUACAGCUCCAACCCCACCCAGGCCUUCACGCACUACAACAUCAAUCAGAGCCGCUUCCAGCCGCCACAUGUCCACAUGGUGGAUCCCAUUCCUUAUGACACUCCCAAACCGGCGGGACACACCAGGUUUGUGUGUGUGUCGGACACACACUCACGUACAGACGGCAUCCAGAUGCCCUACGGUGACGUGCUUCUGCACAUGGGCGACUUCACAGAACUGGGCCUGCCCUCCGAAGUGAAGAAGUUCAACGACUGGCUAGGUGGACUCCCCUACGAGUUUAAGGUGGUGAUCGCCGGAAACCACGAGCUGACCUUCGAUAAGGACUUUAUGGCGGAGCUGGUCAAGCAGGAUUACUACCGCUUCCCCUCGGUGUCCAAGCUCAAACCGGAGGACUUUGACAAUGUCCAGUCCCUCCUCACAAACUGUGUGUACCUGCAGGACUCGGACGUCACCAUUAAAGGGUUCCGGAUAUACGGCACGCCGUGGACUCCGUGGUUUAACGGCUGGGGCUUCAACUUGCCUCGGGGUCAGUCUCUUCUGGAUAAAUGGAACCUCAUCCCUGAAGGCGUCGACAUACUGAUGACCCACGGGCCGCCGCUCGGUUUCAGGGACUGGGUUCCUAAGGAGCUGCAGCGCGUUGGCUGCGUGGAGCUGCUCAACACGGUCCAGAAGAGGGUGCGACCCAAACUCCACGCCUUUGGAGGCAUUCAUGAAGGCUACGGGAUCAUGACAGACGGCUACACGACGUUCAUCAACGCGUCCACCUGCACCGUCAGCUUCCAGCCCACCAACCCCCCAAUUGUGUUCGACCUGCCCAACCCCUCCAGCUCCUGAGACCAGCGGGCUGUGGGGGGGGUCGGGUCGGCUACUCUUUUCUAUAAAUAUGUCAAGUUUAAAAAAAAAAGGAACGUGUUCCUUUGCCAAGUUUUGUUUCUCUGGGCUGAAGGUGAGGACGUGGGGCGGGAGGCGUUAGCGUGGGAGGGUUAAAGGACAAUACCGGCGUUUCCUCCUCGCUGUAGAAGCUGCAUCCACACGGUGUGUCCGACCUGCAGGACGGCACACUACACAAAAAACACCACAAUCAAACAUGAGCGCGUGUCCUCUUCAUUCCAUAUUUCAGCACCGUGAGCCUCAACAUUAAUGGUUGUCGUCUAAAUAUUUGCCUCACCUGAUUCGAAUCCGUUUGCAGGAAGUAUUAACCACCGGUAUUCUCCUUGUCAGAGGGCUCUCGUGGUUUAACAAUCUUGCUCUUGAUACAUUUUGCUCAGACCUGUAAAAUACAUGCUUUGUGAAUUUGUACAAUUUCUUUCCGUUUGGUUUGCGUUGGCCAGACGAUGGAUGCCAUUGUUCCGUGUUGAAUCAUCUGAUGUUUUGUGUUUAGGUCUAUUUUUUUGUCAGUUCCUCUUUUCUCACUGGCUGACAGGGACGCUGCCUUAAACUAGCUUUAAUGUUCUCAGCUAGAGCCCCACUCUCUGCGAGUUCAGAGGAAAUUAUUUAUUACCGAUCCUCCCCGCAACGCAACACCUGACUAAUGCAGGGACAGAAAGCUGGAAAUGCUCCUCGGAAUUUCACCUUUCUUACAUUGACAUUGAGCAUUUCUGACCUAAUUUGGAAAAUGUAUGUAUAAAAUAUAUAUAUUAUAUAUUCAUGUUGUAAAACAUCUGUACUUAAAGUUGUGUUUGAUUUAAAAAUAAGAAAAUCUGGUGCUUUUUUAACGCACCUGUACGAUUGACACGUUUUGUUGUUUUGUUUUUGUUUUUUUGCUCCCAUCAGACGUUCUUCAGAGGUCUCUUUACUGUUUUUGUAUGGACUCUCCCCAUAGGGUAGAAAUUCAUUUUGGAUGCGAGAGGCAGAUUUGUCACAAUCUAACAGGUGCUGGUUGUUCCCAGAAACACACCUGCCUAAACAUUAAGUUGUCCUUUAAAAGUGUAAAUCUGAUAGUAUUUGUGAUUUAUUGCUUUCUUUUCUGAUUUUGCACUGUGUGUAAAUGCAAUCUUGCUAGCACAAAAAAAAAUGUUGCCGAUAGUUGUCUCAACUUGGCCGCUGUAAAUGCUCUUCUCGUGCUCCGUUCCUCUCUCGCUCUUUUUCUGAUUGUAUCCCUCUUUAUGGAAAUGUUAGUUCUCUUUCGGUUCAUUGUGAUAUAUUUAGCUGCCUUUAUAUGCAAAUAAAAUUGCAAGAUUUUUACUUAUCA